Messenger RNA from Fonsecaea multimorphosa CBS 102226, 870 nucleotides. RefSeq lists its product as uncharacterized. The coding region runs from base 1 to 870 and encodes 289 amino acids. The record is from RefSeq and is a predicted model, not a curated record. The transcript has a single exon. Lineage: Eukaryota; Fungi; Ascomycota; Eurotiomycetes; Chaetothyriales; Herpotrichiellaceae.
AUGGAGGGUCAGCGGAAUCCCGAGCUUCAACGGGUACUGGCAGCGCUGAAUAGCUUUUCACAGCAGCAACAGCAGCCACCGCCCCCGCUGCAGACAUCUUCCUUUGGGUCUCACCCCUACAACAAUCAGGGGCUUUAUGAUGUAAACUCUGCUGCCAACUCCGCAAUUCCAGGCCUGGGCUUACUCCCAUCAACCCUCCAUGAACGGGCGGUAUCUCCACCACCCAUCCAUCGCCACAAAGAGUCAAACCCAACCCAGUCUCAGGCACAGAGUAGGUCUUCGACACCUCGUCUGCCCGAGACUUUCCGCAGCAAGACUUCCACUCCUAAUUUCAACGUCCCCGAUGCGUCGACCAUCGUUACUUGGCCAGCAGCACUAAAACACGUCUCACGCCAUCUUGUUCACAAUGAACAAGUGGCAAACAGGAUCAAACAUUUGAUCAACGAACAGCACAAGCAUGAGCGGCAGUGGUGGGCUGGUCGUGAAGCCAUUGUUGCGAGACAGCAGGGACGAUCGGGAACGUCGCAGCAGGUCUCGGCGAUACUAAAGUCGCUUGGUGCGAGGGAAGUGGCCGCCACUAUUUCCCCACGCACGUCUACGCCAUCAGAUGAACAAAAGAAAGCGGAUCAAGCAGAACUAGACGCUUAUGACAAAAAGGUCUAUGCUGGUUUGCUGGCCAUGGCGGCGGAUUUUGACAGGCAAUUGCGGUCGCUAGGCGUGCCCUUCUACGCGAUCAAGCACGAAUUGGUAAUUUUGGAGGAUGGGCCUGAGAAGCGGGCCGGUGCCAACAAGGGCAAGAUUGACAAGGGAGAACUAAGGGAGUUGCAGAAACGGAUGUGUCAAACUUUGGAGGAUCUGUUUGGGGACUGA